Messenger RNA from Drosophila albomicans, 4137 nucleotides. RefSeq names its product proton channel OtopLc (gene OtopLa). Gene Ontology annotation, cellular component: membrane. The record is from RefSeq and is a predicted model, not a curated record. Gene Ontology annotation, molecular function: proton channel activity. NCBI's taxonomy places the organism in Eukaryota, Metazoa, Arthropoda, Insecta, Diptera, Drosophilidae. Bases 852 to 3932 code for a protein of 1026 amino acids. The transcript has 14 exons. Gene Ontology annotation, biological process: proton transmembrane transport.
AAACGAACUGUUACGAGUGAUGGAAGAGUCAAUACGUGCUAAAUAAAACUAUUUUUGUACCAAGCUGUUAGCUUUUGAUACCUAGAAAAAAAAUAAAUAAUAAUCAUAACAAAAAGUAAACAAUCGAAAUAAAAGUGAAAAGCAACAAUUUAUUUGCUCGCUGUGUGCGCGUCUCGUCGUCCAUUUUGUCUGUGCUGCCCCUUCUUCCGUUUCCGGCAUUCGCAACAAAUUUUUGGCAAAGGCAGGCAGGCAGAAGGUGAAGAAGAAGAAGAAGAGGAUACAGUUGCUGUGACGCGCGCGCAACAAUCAAACAAACUACGUCUCUACUGCCCCCGCGCGUAAACCCCGCCACCCAAAAACAAAGCCAUUCUUCCCGCCUCCUGCGUUCCUUCGUGCGAGUCGAGUGCAAAGGACGAAGUGUGCAAAAUAACUGCGACAUGCGAAACGCGUAACAAAACAAAACACGCAAACAAAAAGGACGCCAAAAACCGAAAAGGACUCAGAUGCCAUUUCAUUCCAUGUGACAGUUGAAGAAACCCAAAAAAACGACCAAUUUGCUAACGAAAAGUCUUGAAAUUAAACUGCUGCUGCAAACUUAAUGACUGAUUUUUCUGGAACAGCAUUUACCUUCUAAACAAAAUCUUUAUACUUAACCAAAAAUAGAACUCUUUGCUAAGAAUGACAAAUAAUUUAAUAUAACAUUAAGGACUUGUCACUUUUUUCGAAUACAACUAAAGUAAUAUAACUGAAGCCAAGUAGUUAGCUAACUAAAAAUAUAAUAAAUAUAACAAACGAAAGAGGACCAAGAGCAAGUGGAAGUGGAAGUCGAGCUGGAAGUGGAAGAGAGAGGAAUGCAGCGUUGUCCGUAUCUGCAUGAGAUGCGAGAACGUCUAUUGGAUCAGCCAAGAGAAACAUUACAACUCGAGAAUAUGGAGCGAGCCAAUUUGCUGGACAAUCGCCAAUCGGCAACCGAGUCGCAUCAGGUCGGCACCGUUGUCAAGCUGCAGGGCGAUGGAUACCAUACAAGUCCAGCUCAUCAGCGCACACCGUUAGUGCCGCAUGAUCUGGGCGAGGAUUUCAAUUUGGAUUUCGAUGAUGACUUUCCGAUCGAUGUGCGACGACCAAAAAAUGCCAACGGCAAUCAUCCAACGGUUCUGACGCAUCCACAGAAAAGGGUUUGCUACACGUUCAAGCCAAAUCCAAAUAAGCACAGUUUUAUGCCAGCGAAAAUAACGGUGCAGGGCACAUAUCAAACCAAUCCGAUAACGGGACCAAUCGAACUAUGGACAUCGCUCUUCAUUGUAACCAGCCUGGUGUAUGCGAUCCUCUUGAUAGUCGUCUGCAUUGCGUAUGUGAUCAGCGAUGUGACCACACACCGACUGCCGGUGCUCUACUACGAGACGUUCUUCACGUACCUCUACGGCACCAGCAUACUCUUCCUGUUGUACGUCUUUUGUUUCCUGCUGCAGGAGAGCUCUUGCUGUAAUGGCGGCAAUGGCGGCAGCAAACCGAAACCACAGCCCAAGGAGAAGAAAUCGAAGAAAACGAAGAAUGCAGAUCCAGCCGAUUCGAAGGAUGCGAAAGGCUCUAAGGACUCUGGCAAAGCUGCCAAAGGCGCCGCAUAUCAGGAAGCACCCGUGGAUGCCGAGGUGGCCGUCACCCCGAAAAAUGUACGCAAACGGAAGACCACGCACAGCGAUCUCACGCACGGAAGUUUCUUUUUGCGCGUCGGUGCCAUCGCUUUUGGACUUGGCGCAAUGAUCUACAUUGGAUUGGAGUUUGGAUCGUUCUUUGAGAUACCAUUCGAUUCGCCAUGCCAUCACAUACUGAUCGGUGUCAAUCCCCUGCUCCAGAUGAUCUUCACCUUCAUGCAGAUGUACUUUAUAUUCAUGAAUGCACGGACUAGGCCACCAUUUCAGCUCAACAUCCAUCGCUUCAAGGUGAUCGCUCGCUUUGGUCUAAUGCAUGUGGUGGCCACCAACAUUUGUGUGUGGAUACGCACGCUGGUCAAGGAAUCGCUGCUAGAGAUCACGAUCUAUCAUCAGAAGCGCGAAGCUGAUCCCGAUGCCUCGUCGAUCGCUCAUUCGAUACGCCAGCAUGCGUUGCGUCACGCUGGCACCGUGCUCCGCACCCAUGCCGGACCGAACAGUGAGUUCGAGGUGCUCGAUGGCGAGGAUCUGUUGCCCAAGAAUGUGUACAAGAGCGACAAUGUGCUAUCGAAGCUGGUGCGCAACACUGUCGAUGGCAUCUCGAAGAGUUUGGGCAUGGGAGGCAGCAGCAGCGAUGUGACCAGCACCGCGUUGCCCAGCACAAUAUUGCCAACAACAACAACAACGACCACAACACGAUUGCCAUACACAACACCUGGCUAUCAAUGGCACAGCACUACUAUGGCCCGCAAGCUGAAGAAGUUUAUCACUAGCACCACGGCUGCGACAAGCACCGUGGGUUCGAGUUCGAGUUCGAGUUCAAGUUCGAGCACCGCAUUCCCCAGCACGAUCAGCACCAGCACCAUGACCACAAGCACCACCAUCGCCAGCAACAGCCCCAGCAGCAGCAUUCCAUUCGACCUAAGCACGACCAGUGAAUCACCCUUCAGUGGCCUGCAGCGCAUCCUAUCGAGCGCUGCAUCCGCCGCCUCAUCAUCCAGUUCAACGCCCAUCGAUGUGGCCGAUAGCACAUUGCCCGCUGCUGCCAAUGCCGAUGGCGGUGCCGGCAGCGUGUCGUCAUUCCUCAACAAUUUGGCCGCCGCCUCCACGCCCAGUACAGCGGCAACAGCCGCAACUGCCACAGCAGCCGCCGCCGUUAGCAGCAGCACUGAGGGUGCUGUCAACAUUAUGAAUAAUCUGUUUGGUCCCGGCAUGGAGAAUAGCUUCCAAACGUAUUCGGAUCUGUCGCACGAUGAGGCCAGUGCUGGUGGCGGAUUGGUGGCAUUCGAGAAUCUGGAGAGUCUGGACAGCAUCUAUCCGGCGGCGUUGUCUUCCAACAUUGGCACACUCAAUUCCACCGCCUGCGGUCGCAUUGAUAUUAUGGGCACGAUUGUUUACGAUUCGGCGCCGUAUCUGUAUCCAUUCAUCAUUGAGUAUUCGUUAAUUGGCGCGGUGGUGUUGUAUGUCAUGUGGAAGCACAUCGGUCGCUAUCCGGGACGCAUGAACGAUGAGGAUCUGGAGCAUCGGCUCGAGGUGAUGCUGUCGCGUCGCGCCGUUGCCAUGGCGCAGCAGGCACGCUCCGGUCGCGUCGAUUGCGUUGGCUCGUCGAAGGGUCUGUUCUUUGGUCUGUUGCUGUUGGUCGGCGCACUCAUUUGCUUGAUACUCUUCUUCGUCUUGGUGCGUCAUCAGCAGUUCUCGCUGUUGGCCAUUUAUCUCGCCGAUGCCAGUCACUGCAUCCUCAUGGCCUUUGCCAUACUCGCCAUCAUCAUUGGAUUCAUCAGAGUCAAGAACUUGAAAUUCCGCUGCGAGGAGCAAUCGAAUUUGAAUGACAUUUUGCUGCGCAUCUCGGCCUUUGGCCUGUUCACCUAUUCGGUGUUCAGCAUCAUUGCCGGCAGCCUCAAGGUGCUGGAGAGUGAGCCCAGCCUGCUGGUGACGACCACGGGCGGCGUUGCCGUCUUCCAGGUGAUUCUCCAGCUGCUGUUCAUUGCCGAUGUGUCGCGUCGUCGCGUCCAUUUGCCGGAGCACGAUCGCAGCAAGCCGGGACGCCAGAUCGUUACCUUCCUUCUCAUCUGCAAUGUGGCCAUGUUUGCCAUCUACACAUUCGAAGCUCAAAAAGUAUUCGCCAAUCCUGUAAGUAGAUAUGUGCAACUGGAGUUCUAUGGCUUUGUGCCCUGGUCGAUCAUUCAGCGCAUCACACUGCCCCUGUGCAUUUUCCAUCGCUUCCACAGCGCCGUGACACUUGCCGAGAUCUGGAAGACCACCUAUAAGGCGCGAUUGGAGUAAGCGCUCUCUCCACCUCCGAGCUGUUCGAGCUGCUAAAACCCAGGCGGUUUUCAAAUGCACCAAAAAACAACAAACAACAAAAACAUAACAAAAAAACCGAAAACAAACAAAAAAUAUAACCAACCAGAAAAGUAAAGAAAACAAAGCUAUGAAAAACUAAAAUUUAUAGCAAACCGAACACACGAAUGAAAAACAAAAACAAAAA